Adelges cooleyi (spruce gall adelgid) is the source of this 796-nucleotide messenger RNA. Its product is annotated as axonemal dynein light intermediate polypeptide 1-like. The coding region runs from base 1 to 759 and encodes 252 amino acids. The transcript has 5 exons. The record is from RefSeq and is a predicted model, not a curated record. Gene Ontology annotation, cellular component: axoneme; filopodium. NCBI's taxonomy places the organism in Eukaryota, Metazoa, Arthropoda, Insecta, Hemiptera, Adelgidae. Gene Ontology annotation, molecular function: dynein heavy chain binding.
AUGAAAACCAAAAGCGUUCUUCCGCCCGAAGUUAACUUAGUUCGGUACGACAAGCCGGAAUUGGUCGUCAAUAAGUCUAAACCGGUUUCAGCUAAAAGUGAAAACGCGCCGUCGAAGCCAAAGGUGUGUUCUUGGGACUUGGGAGACGAUGCUGACGAGGAAGUUAAUUCGGCCACCGUGCUUGGCUGUAUACUGCCGCCUAGGGAAUGGGAAGAAAACGGCAAGUUUUGGAGACAGAAGAUAUCCAAUCAGCCGGCUACCAAGAUGGACGUGAAGAAGUUGGCCGACGAUUUGGAUAUGUACCUGAAGCAAUAUCAGGCGAGGGAAGUGGGCAUUUGUCCCGUAAGACGGGAACUGUACAGUCAAUGCUUUAACGAGAUAAUCAGACAAGUGACGAUGAACUGCGCUGAACGUGGUUUGAUGUUAAUAAACAUUCGCGACGAGAUCAACAUGACCAUCGACGCUUACCAAGAACUCUACGAGAGCUCAAUAGCGUUUGGCAUUCGCAAAGCAUUGUUGAGCGAACACAAAAAAGCGGAAUUGGAGAAAAAAAUCGAAAAGCUGAGAGCAGAAAAUAAAGAAUUGGAAGAGGAGUUGGCCGAAACUAUUGCAACGACGGAGAAAGUGGAAAGAGAAUCGGCCGAAGCCCGUGCCAUCGAGGUGCAGCGACAAGCAGAAGAAUUGAACGCAUUGAAAAAAGCCAAUCAAUUGAUUAAAGUCCAAUUGGAAUCGAUAAUAGCACCAAAGAGGCAUAAUUAACUUACCAGAAAUUUCAUGGUAAUAUUCAAAAUAAACG